AUGGUUUUCUCGCUUCAGGAUCAGAAUGUGAGACCAGACUCUCUUCUUCCUCUCUCCCAGGUGGCAGAAACCCUAAACUUCACUUUUUCUCUCAAAUCUCUCGUCUUCUCGUACUCCAACAAUGGAGUUUUGGGGGGAGCUAAAGUUAAGGCCGGCCAGAGUCUGAAAGUGAAGCCUGGUGAAAACUGUCUCAUCCACAUCUCUCAGGCUUCUCUUGGUAAAGCGGAAAAUGGAGUAUCUGCCCUCUUGUAUGCCACCGUUGAUGACAAGAAACUCCUCCUUGGAACCCUCUCUCAAGAUAGCUUCCCUCACAUCAACUUUGAUCAUCUCCUCUUUGACAGAGAAUUCGAGCUCUCCCACACCUUGGACAGAGGAUCUGUCAAUUUCAUUGGCCACCAGCGCAACAAGAAGAAGAGGGCUAAUGAAUCUUCCAAAACGCCUGUCUCGUUCAAGAAGUCAAAACCCAAUACAGAAAAUUCUUUUGAAGAAAUAAUCAAAAUUUGUCAAAAUUUAGUACUUCUUCUCAAGUCCUUUCCGACAAAGAAGGAUAUCCCUGCAAUUUUUGACAAGUGGGAGAGAACAGCAAACUCUAGAUGGCCAUUAAAAAGAGACUCUUGGAGGGAUAAGCGACGAGAUAACAUUCCCCCACAGUAUAUUCAGACUCAAGGUAACUGUUGGGCCAUUGCUUUCUAUAGACAAUGGUCCACAAUGGCGAAGUUAAAAGGAAGGUCUCGUCCAAAAUUAACACUGGAUAAACUCAUGAGCGGAGUUUCUUUCCGCUACCGGACUGUUGAUGGCCAAUUAAGAAAGUUAGAAGCUGCUGUGGAGUUCAUGAAAAAUGAACAUUAUGUGGAUGAAAUGUUUCUACAUGUGAAGCCCUCGGGAGAUUCCGAAGAUGAGAAGUUUGAGCGAUUGAUUGAACGUCUUCUAUUGGAAGGACCAGUGGCCGUAUCCUUUGAAUAUUUCCCAAGUUACCGUACUGGAAUAGAAAGGAUUCUAUCUCCAACGUUGACGGAGCGCCUUAGAAACCCCUAUGAACAUACUAGUAAGCAUGUUGGGUUGCUGAUGGGUAGUGGGAUUGAGUUAGUCGAUGGAGAACCUAAACACUUCUGGGAUAUUUACGAAUCUCGUGGGGCGUCAUGGAGAGAUUUGUUGGAAUGAAAAUUUUUAUAAAGACGGAGAAAGUGUUUAAGUGUUUGAAGAGAAAGAAGCUUUGUGUAGAAGAAAGAUUUUAUAACUUAGAAGAGGAUUUCUUAUUACUUGAAAGUUUCUUAUAAACUUGGUUAUUUCUUGGUGAUACAAAAUGA
Messenger RNA from Brassica oleracea var. oleracea, 1307 nucleotides. RefSeq lists its product as uncharacterized. The coding region runs from base 1 to 1161 and encodes 386 amino acids. The record is from RefSeq and is a predicted model, not a curated record. NCBI's taxonomy places the organism in Eukaryota, Viridiplantae, Streptophyta, Magnoliopsida, Brassicales, Brassicaceae. The transcript has 8 exons.